CGGCCUGGCCGCUCGCUCGGGCCGGCUGUGGCGGUGAGCUCCCGGCUGCGGCUGUGCGGCCGCUGUGAGACUCCAGGGAAUCGGAACAGACCUGGGGGAACAUUUUGGUUUAAGGAUUUGUGUGAAAUGGUUUUCAUAUGCUGAACUCCAGCUUGGAUUGCCUCGUGGCUGCACGUUGAGAACUUUGUAAAAAGCGGGAAGUCAAGAUGAAGAGCAGGGUGACACAAGUAAAUCAUGGUUCCAGUCAUGACAGGAGGGAAAACCACAGUUCCCGACAUGACAGUUUGUCUCCAGAGGACAGGGAUAUGGAGCGUGAUAGGUCUCGGUCUCGAUCGCCCAGGAAGAGGAGGUACUCUGAUGACAGCAGAUAUGAUGAGGAAUAUUCAAGACGGGAAUACUAUGAUGACAGAACUUCAGAUGGAAGAAGGGUGGAGAGGGGGAGAGACAGGCACUAUGAGAGAUGGGAGGACAGAGACUAUGAUCGAAGGAAGCAGAGACGGUACUCGUCACCUGAGCGCAGGAGUCCGGAGAGGUCGACAGGCCAGAGCUCAUUUGCUCAUGAUGAGACCACCUCAAAGAAGAAGAAAGAAGAGGUGGAUCCAAUCCUCACUCGCACAGGUGGUGCAUAUAUUCCACCUGCCAAGCUCAGGAUGAUGCAAGAGCAAAUUACUGAUAAAAAUAGCUUGGCAUACCAGAGGAUGAGUUGGGAAGCCUUGAAGAAGUCAAUCAAUGGUCUUGUCAACAAAGUGAAUGUUUCUAAUAUAGAAAACAUCAUUCAUGAGCUCCUUCAGGAGAAUAUUGUUCGGGGAAGGGGAUUGCUGUCUAGAUCCAUUUUGCAAGCUCAGAGUGCCUCUCCGAUUUUUACUCACGUUUAUGCAGCUCUUGUGGCAAUCAUCAAUUCCAAGUUUCCGAAUAUCGGUGAAUUGAUCCUCAAGAGGCUGAUACUGAAUUUUCGUAAAGGGUAUCGCAGAAAUGACAAGCAACUCUGUCUAACGUCUUCGAAAUUUGUUGCACAUUUGAUGAAUCAGAAUGUGGCUCAUGAGGUUUUAUGUUUGGAAAUGCUCACUUUGCUGCUUGAAAGGCCUACUGAUGACAGUAUUGAAGUAGCAAUUGGAUUUAUUAAAGAGAGCGGGCUCAAAUUAACAGAAGUUUCUCCUAGAGGUAUUAAUGCAAUCUUUGAUCGUCUUCGACACAUUCUGCACGAAUCCAAAAUCGAUAUGCGCGUUCAGUACAUGAUAGAAGUCAUGUUUGCUGUACGCAAGGAUGGCUUCAAGGAUCAUCCAAUCAUUCCAGAGGGAUUAGAUCUCGUGGAAGAGGAGGAUCAGUUUACUCAUAUGUUGCCAUUGGAAGAUGACUACAACCCAGAGGAUGUUCUUAAUGUUUUCAAGAUGGAUCCGAACUUUAUGGAAAAUGAAGAGAAAUACAAAAUGCUGAAGAAAGAAAUUCUUGAUGAAGGUGACACUGAAUCUGAAGGAAAUCAAGAAGCUGGAAGUAGUGAAGAAGAUGAAGACGACGAUGAAGAGGAGGAUGAGGAUGGUCAGAAAGUUACUGUCCAUGACAAAACAGAAAUUAACCUGGUCUCCUUCCGUCGUACAAUUUAUCUGGCUAUUCAGUCAAGCUUAGACUUUGAAGAAUGUGCUCACAAACUGCUGAAGAUGGACUUCCCUGAAAGUCAGACUAAAGAACUCUGCAAUAUGAUACUUGACUGCUGUGCUCAGCAAAGAACAUAUGAGAAAUUCUUUGGGUUACUGGCAGGGCGUUUCUGCAUGCUCAAGAAAGAAUACAUGGAGUCCUUUGAAGCCAUUUUCAAGGAGCAGUAUGAUACCAUUCAUCGGCUGGAAACCAACAAACUGAGGAAUGUGGCCAAGAUGUUUGCUCAUCUCCUGUACACUGAUUCAAUUCCCUGGAGUGUCCUUGAAUGUAUAAUACUGAGUGAAGAAACUACCACAUCCUCCAGUAGAAUUUUUGUCAAAAUAUUCUUUCAGGAACUCAGUGAAUAUAUGGGACUUCCAAAUUUAAAUGCGAGAUUAAAAGAUGUGACACUGCAGCCUUUCUUUGAGGGGUUGUUGCCUCGGGAUAACCCAAGGAACACUCGCUUUGCCAUCAAUUUCUUCACUUCCAUUGGCCUUGGAGGACUAACGGAUGAAUUACGGGAACAUCUUAAAAAUGCACCAAAGUUGAUCAUGACCCAGAAGCAAAAUGUUGAGUCGUCAGAUUCCUCCUCAUCUUCAGACACAGACUCUUCCUCAGAUUCUGAUUCCGACAGCAGCAGUAGUAGCUCAGAGUCUUCGAGCAGCAGUGACUCCUCAUCUAGCAGUGACAGCAGCAGUGACUCAGAUGUUUCUAAAGCCAAAAGGAAGAGAACGCAAAAGAAAAAUAGAGAAUCUGAUAAAGUUUCCAGGAAAAAACAAGAAAGGAGAAGGAAAUCGCUUGAAAAGAAAAUUGGAAGGAGGCAGCGAGAGGAAAGAAGUGAUACUGAGAGCAAAUCAGAAAGAAAUCACCAACAUUUAAGAGAAUCACAUAGGAGAGAUGAUGUUUCAAAGUACCACCACAGAAAUGAGUCCAACGGCAGAGAUGGUUACCACAGCGGAAAGGAUAGGAACCAUGAAAGAAGUAAGGAUCCAGAAAAUAAACACAGUAAUUCCAAACUGAAGAAAGCAGAAAGAAGAGCUUCUCUGUCUGAUGAUGAAAAUUACAGACGUAGGAAUAAAGACGAUGGACAUCGUAGUAGUAGGAAAAGAGAGAGAUCCAAGUCCCGCGAGAGGGAGCGUGGCCGCUGCAGCCCCCGGGAGCAGGAGCAGGAGGAGCGCUCCAGGAACGGCUCGGAGAGGCAGCGGGACAGGCACAGCCGGUACCCUGAGCAGCACAGGGAGUCCCGCAGGAGCCACGACAGGCACAGGGAGAGCCCUCCUCACUGCUCCCCUCACCGCAGGGAGAGGGAGGGCUCCCUGCACCGCAGGGAGAGCCCCCCACACCAUAGGGAGAGGGAGGGCUCCCCUCACCGCAGGGAUAGCCCUCCACAGCGCCCCCCUCACCGCAGGGAGAGGGAGAGCCCCCCACACCGCAGGGAGAGGGAGGGCUCCCCUCACCGCAGGGAGAGCCCUCCACAGAGCUCCCCUCACCGCAGGGAGAGCCCCCCACACCGUAGGGAGAGGGAGGGCUCCCCUCAACGCAGGGAGAGGGAGGGCUCCCCUCACCGCAGGGAGAGCCCUCCACAGCGCUCUCCUCACCGCAGGGAGGGCUCCCCACACCACUCCCCAUAUCGCAGAGAGAGCCCCCCUGACCACUCCCCACACCACAGGGAGAGGGACAGCCCCCCUCACCGCUCCCCUCGCCGCAGGGAGAAGGACAGCUCCCCUCGCCACAGGCAGGGCUCCCCGCACCGCAGGGAGAGGGACAGCUCCCCUCGCCGUAGGGAGGGCUCCCCACACCGCCAGGACGGCUCCCCUCACCGCUCCCCACACCGCAGGGAGAGGGACAGCUCCCCUCGCCGCAGGGAGGGCUCCCCUCGCCGUUCCCCUCGCCGCUCCCCUCGCCGCAGGGAGGGCUCCCCGCACCACAGGGAGAGGGACAGCUCCCCUCACCGCUCCCCUCGCCGCAGGGAGAAGGACAGCUCCCCUCACCGCUCCCCUCGCCGCAGGGAGAAGGACAGCUCCCCUCACCGCAGGGAGGGCUCCCCUCACCGCUCCCCUCACCGUAGGGAGAGGGACAGCUCCCCUCACCGCUCCCCUCGCCGCAGGGAGGGCUCCCCACACCGGCGGAAAUGAACCCAGCCCCCUCGGCGAUCAAGGUGCAUUUCCAAGCUGGUAGAACUGUAUUUUAAAAUCUAUUCCUGAAGUUUCUUUGAAAAGAAGAUUUUGUACAAAGUGAUAGUUUGCAUUUGUAAAUUUUACCAGACUUUUUUCAAAUUUUCAGUAACACUUUUUUUUAUAACUGUAUCAUUGAAUCUUUCUGUUAUGUUCUUUGUUUGGAAAGACAAAGCUCUUUUAUUUUGUGAAUAAAACAGUAAGAUACCAGCAAAUUGGGUAUUUUGUCACUUAGUUUCAAAUAUUUCUAAUUGUAACUUCACAAUCUAAAAACCUGUUGGUUUUUAACUCCACUUGUUAAUUGAAAUCCAGAUGCUGAGGCUGGGGUGAUAAUGUAAGAAUUUCAGACUACGAUGUGAAUAUUACGUGAGAAAGUGAUAAAAUUUUCAAACAGACAUUCUAUAUCUGCAUGUUCUUUCAACCUUGCAAGCAUGAGAGCCUUUUGACCAAAAUCUUCAGGAAAUACUCAGUUGAUUUUUUUCUUCAAGACUUAAAAUUUGAAAACACAAUGUUGCUGUUUUAAAUGUCACAUGUGAAAGUGUGUCAGCUUGUUCUGUGACUUUUCACAACGUUUUUUAAUAUUGUGACAUCCUGAGCUAGUUUCACUUGUGAUCUUUUUGGAAAAAGGGUUGGUUUGGUUUUUACUUUUUCUGUUGUGACUUUGAUUUCCAAGUCUUAAUCUUCAACUCUAUCCGUACAGCUGGAACAUUUAAGGAACCUCUUUUCCAGUUUUUAAAAAACAAGAAAGCAAAACAGGAGAUGUUUCUAAUUUUUUAGGUGUUUUGAAGUUAUCAAGUUUUUUGGAAGCAGAGUUCAGAAAAAACAACCCUCAGUUUACUGCACCAUUUUAUGAUAUAAAAAUGUUCUGUUUGGGGCCAUGGGGUACAACUCUGUCUUGAUUUCAUGAGAAAUGAAUCAAAAUCAUCUGAUUAAGACUAAUUCUCAAUAGUAAGUUACAGAAAAAUUUGCAGUUUUUUUCAAUCUUCAGGAUUGAAAUAGGAAAUAGUUUGGGGGCAUGGUCAAUAGGAAAGAGGU
Molecule: messenger RNA, 4841 nt
Organism: Zonotrichia albicollis (white-throated sparrow)
Lineage: Eukaryota; Metazoa; Chordata; Aves; Passeriformes; Passerellidae
Source: RefSeq, a predicted model, not a curated record